UGCCCCUUGCUUUCUACCAAGGCGCCCUCCUCCUCUGAGUGUGACUUCAUUGAGGGUAGCGUUGGACAUUAAAGGGGUAGUGCUUAGUGGACGGUUUGGGAUUUAGCCCCCACUCAUUUAAAUCCAGCUCAAAUAUUUUACGACAUCGUGUGUCGUAUCUGUUUUCGGCUUUCCGGUAACAUGGCAGCUUUCUUGCUCUCGCAGAGUUGCGGUGUUACUCUGUAAUGAUGGUCAGUCGGGGGGAAACACACGGGCAGUCGGUCAGUAAUGCGAGUCUGUAGAGGAUGAUAAGAACGUGUUUGGGUCGGAUUUCCGCUCCGCUGUUUCUCAGAGCAGCUAACAUUCCUGAGCGCUGCGCGCGUGUGUGCCAGCUCGCGCCCGCACUAUGGCGGCACGGUCAACCACCUGGCACGGCGAGCCUGAGGUUCACGCAGCCUCGCCUCAGCGGCUCGUGGCUUUCCGCCCUGCAAUGGACCGAGCAUCGGGGCUCGUGUUUCUUCCAGGCGGUGAAACGAUCGGGAGUGGCGAACCAGAGAGGGUUUGGGAGGUCAGCGGCCGGACCGAGACCGCUGCUGCUCCCCGCAGCCCGGGGACUCUGCAGCAGAAAGAGCGAGGAGGCUCCUGGUGGCUCCGCAGCAGCAGACAAGGAGGCGGAACCAGGGCAGGGACUGUUCAAGUUCAAGGAGCUGUAUGAGAACCCGUGGACCGUGCCCAACCUGCUGUGCGUUUGUCGCAUUCUGCUGGCUCCAUAUCUGGGUUAUCUGAUCACCCAGCAGCACUUUGACCUCAGCCUGGCUCUCUUCAUUCUGGCUGGAGCCACUGACCUGUUGGACGGUUACAUCGCUAGAACUUGGCCCACCCAGAAGUCCGCUCUGGGCAGCGCUCUGGAUCCUCUGGCCGACAAGAUCCUCAUCAGUGUUUUAUAUGUGAGUCUGACCUUCGCCCAACUAAUCCCAGCUCCACUGACGGCUCUGGUGAUUUUUAGAGACGUCGGUUUGAUAGCUGCAGUCUUCUGGGUCCGAUACAAGACUGUUCCUCCACCGGUGACCCUUAGUAAGUUUUUUAACCCCUGCUACACUACAGCCCAGCUUAAACCCACACUCUUCAGCAAGUUCAACACAGCCAUCCAACUCUGCCUGGUCGCUGCCUCUCUGGCUGCUCCGGUCUUCCAGUACACCGACAGCAUCCUGCUGCAAUGCCUCUGGUAUGUUACAGCUGUGACCACAGCAGCAUCCGGAUACAGCUACUGGCACUACGGCCGGAAGACUGUUCAGCUGUUAAACGCCAGGUCUCCAUGACCCCGCCCCCCCAGGGCUACCCACGGCCCCCCCACUCCCAUAGGGAGCAAAAGGAAUAGAAGCAUCUUCUGCUGUGACAUCCAUCUGCUCAGGCAAAUGUUGAAGGGACAGGCAGACCGGCCGUCACCAGGAGCUCUGAAGACAAUUAGCCGUGACAUGGCCUUAAGGGUCGCCAUGGCAACUACGCAAAGAAAACAACGGAAGCCGCUGGAUGGUUUUAUCACGGAGACACUGAAACGGCAGCUCUGCCGCCGGGCUCAGAUAAAACUGCAAACAUAAAUAAAAAUAGAUCCUCGCCCACCCACACCCUGAAGCUCACACGUCAGUUGCAAGACAAAGGAUUCGACGAGGGAUUGUUAUGCUUCCUGUUUUUAUUUCCUUCAAUCAGCGGGAUGAAAUGUCCACCAAAUGAAUGUCUGAUCAGUGUUUAUUUUCUAAGCUGAUUAAAAUAUGUAUAUGUAGAAAUCUG
Cyprinodon tularosa is the source of this 1767-nucleotide messenger RNA. RefSeq names its product cardiolipin synthase 1 (gene crls1). Lineage: Eukaryota; Metazoa; Chordata; Actinopteri; Cyprinodontiformes; Cyprinodontidae. Gene Ontology annotation, biological process: cardiolipin biosynthetic process. Gene Ontology annotation, cellular component: mitochondrion; membrane. The transcript has 7 exons. Gene Ontology annotation, molecular function: cardiolipin synthase activity. Bases 285 to 1298 code for a protein of 337 amino acids. The record is from RefSeq and is a predicted model, not a curated record.